GGUAGUAGCAGAGGAGUAAACCCCAUAUGUGCGUCUCUGGUGUAAACUGUGCUGUUGCUGUGCUAAUACUGUGCUAAAAGUAAAUGCUGUUGCUUUGUAUGCGAGGCAACACCGCAAAACAACGCAGGGAGGUGUGCUCUUAGAUGUCGUCGUCAGCGGCAGUGGAACAGAUACAAGGGCUAAUAGAUACAACGAUACACUAUACCCCAAAUGUUCAUAGUGGGGGGGGGGGCUAUAAGUAUAACCAGAAACCAGUGGGAUACGGAGAUAUAGCAAAGAAAACAUGGGGGACACAAGCAAAGAUACAGGCAUGGCGACCCUAACCAGUCCCAUCAGUGAUGACAGGCUGUCCUCCCUAAGUGCAGGAAGUCUUCUGAGUGACUUGCCAGGAUCGGUUAGCCGCAAGAUCUCUACCAUAAUCCCCAUGUUAGGAAUUGGUCCAUGGCAGGGACUGGACUGCUGGGUUGGUGACGGAGACGAGGAAUACAUGCCGCACAAGAGAGUAUUUGUAAACAGGAGUCUUCACAUAAAGAAAAUAAGGUUUUACGGAUUUGAUAUGGAUUACACACUUGCAGUUUACAAGAGUCCUGAGUAUGAAUCACUUGCAUUCCAGUUGGUCAUUCAACGACUCAUUGAAAUUGGUUACCCUUCGGAAUUAGUCGAUUUUGAGUAUGACCCAACAUUUCCAGUCAGAGGCCUCUGGUAUGAUAAGGAGUAUGGAAAUUUGCUCAAAGUCGAUCAAUAUGGAAACAUUUUGGUAUGUUGUCAUGGAUUCAAGUUUCUUAAACCAAUGGAGAUACGAGAGCUGUAUCCAAAUAGCUUCAUCAAGUUGGAUAAGAGAAUUUUUGUGCUAAAUACACUGUUUAAUCUACCAGAAACCUACCUGUUAGCCUGCGUGAUUGACUACUUUGAUUGCUGUGAGGAAUUUCUUAUCAGGAAGGACAAUAAGGGUGUCUACAAAGGAGAAUUGUACAUGUCCUACCAAUCGAUCUUCCAAGACAUCAGGGUAGCUGUGGACUGGGUACAUCUCAAGGGGUCAUUAAAAAAGAUUACUGUCAGUGACCCAAAGAAGUAUGUGAUAAAGGAUGAUAGACUUCCUAUUCUACUGGAUAGGAUGGCAGAACACGACAGCAAAGUAUUUCUGCUAACCAACAGUGAAUAUUGGUAUACUGCAGGCAUUAUGUCAUACCUGUUAGACAAACCAGGUAGAAACUGGAAGACCUACUUUGACUACAUAUUAGUUGAUGCACAGAAACCACUGUUCUUUGCAGAAGGUACAAUACUGAGGCAAGUGAAUCAGGACACAGGAGCAUGGAAAAUAGGCUCACAUGUAGGACCACUCAAAAAGGGAUCAGUGUAUGCUGGAGGUUCUUGUGAUGUCUUCUCUAACAUGAUUGGAGCGAAGGGCAAGGAUGUCCUCUACAUUGGCGACCAUAUUUUUGGUGACAUAAUGAAGUCAAAGAAGAUUAGAGUUGGUAUGCCGCAUGAGUCGACAGUUGAGCACGUCGAGAUGACGUGCGAGGAAGACAUGGGCAAUUUCAUCGCGAGCCGCUCGCGCGAUGUCUCCGGUACUGCCGAGAGCCCGGCGCGAUCGCCGCGCCGACGCCACGACAGCCUCGUACCGCACCUGUGGGCAGAGACGCCGCAGGAGCUGACACACCUGCACGACGAUGACGACGAGGAAGACGAUGACAACAACACAAGCGGCGGCGAGAGAAAGGAUACGGCAGACGAGAAAUCGUCCGAGGACGAGGAAGUGGUGCACACGCACUGCGUGCCUGCUUUCAUGAUCGACGAGCAUCACGACCCGCCAUCAGACUAACAACAAUGUGCACCGAGCAGCAUGGCAACGUUUAUAUGAAGUUUUAUAGAUCGGAAGUAACGUACGUUGUCAGGUGCCGACAUACAGAAAAUCACACCUUAAUGUGAAGCAUGUCAUUGAUUGUAUUUAUGUUAUACAAGUAUCACAUACUUUUCUGUUGCUUACAUCAUGCAAGAUGUACACCAAUAGACUAGAGUACUAGUACUAAUAGUCACUAGUAAUAAUUUUAAUUGUGUGGAAAUGAAAUCUAGAAGCUAUUUUGAGGUAUAUUUUAAAUAGAUUUAAAAGUUGUUUUAAAUAUAUACGGGUUGAUAUAUGUUAUACAAAACAUGAUUUUUAAAUGGACAUGUAGUAAUAGUUGCAUGGGAAAUUGCUGUGAUAACAUUUUAGCUACGUUUUUGCCAUUGCAUAUUAUAUGCGAAUGUUAUGUCAACAUAAAGUAAAGUGAGCGUACAUGGUGCGAUGGUAUGCGUAGUGCACAUGCGUACAUGGUACAUGGUGCGAUUGUCACUAGAGAACUGUGUAUAACCACAUUAGUUUUUAAUUGAAUAACUAAAAUAAUAACAAUAAUAAUAUUAGUAAUAGUGAUGAUAAAGCAUGAUAUUUAGCCAUUUUAAUUUGAAUAUCCUGUUGUUGUCUUCUAAACAGGCCUACCUCGAGAUCGUUAUAAAUUAGGUGCCUAAAUUUGGUAAAGGGGUGUUAUUUGAUAUGUACGAUCGACAUGGAACAAAUAUACACAUUUAACGUAACCUACAUAAGCAGCUCGGCGCUUUAGCGUCCAUAACCUCAGACAAUGUUAACCGCAAUAAAGCAUUAGCAAAACAUUUGAAAUGCUGAAGAUCCAUGGGCUUUUACAGGGACUUCGAUCCCUGGAUCCCCCGAGUCUGUUUUCCAGUUUAUUUUUAAUGGUGUAAUAUCAUGCCUGACAAUCAUUGUAUUAAAAAAUGCAAUUUUGUAAUUCUUUCUAUUAUAGAAAAAUGGUCAGAAACCAUAAAGAUGUCAUUGUGUGAAAGAAACGUGACUGUGCAAACGUGCCAACUGCCAACUCAUUCAUUGCUUGGCUUUCUUAUAUUACUUCUCUGUGCUUACUCGCGCGCAUCAGGCUGUGCGUGUGUUUACGUAGACGCUGCCGUGUUCCAUGUAGAUUUAAUGCCUUGUAUGAAAUUUAAUUGCUAUUUUAAUACAUUUGUUACUGAAUUAUA
This is a messenger RNA of Priapulus caudatus, 3024 nucleotides long. RefSeq names its product cytosolic purine 5'-nucleotidase-like. The coding region runs from base 284 to 1822 and encodes 512 amino acids. The transcript has 15 exons. NCBI's taxonomy places the organism in Eukaryota, Metazoa, Priapulida, Priapulimorpha, Priapulimorphida, Priapulidae. The record is from RefSeq and is a predicted model, not a curated record. Gene Ontology annotation, molecular function: 5'-nucleotidase activity.